AUGGCGGCUGACGAGAGAAAUCUCACGAUAAGACGCGGCCAAUUAAAAGGCACGGUUACGAGAUUCUUGACUUACCUACAAAGUGAAGAAUUGGAUCCAAAUCAAGUAUCAUUAAGAAGGGAAAAAAUCGAAGAAGUUUGGCAUGAAUUUGACCAAAUUCAAACGGCACUUGAAUUGACGGAGAAUUUAAACGAAAGCACGGCGUAUCGUAAGGAGUUCGAAGAUCUAUACUUUAAGGCUAUAGUAGAAGCAAAUAAAAUUGUAUCACUAGGAAUGGUAAAGGAGACUACCUCUGAACGAGGAAGUAUGGCGAUAGCGAGCGAAAGAAGUACAGGGAGAAACAGUAUGGCGCCUCAAGUGAAAUUAGCAGCAUUAAAAGUACCUGUUUUUAAUGGGGAUUAUUUAGAAUGGGCGUCGUUUUAUGAUACAUUUACGGCAUUGGUACAUACACACCCGGACCUAUUGCCCGUAUCGAAGUUUUUUCAUUUGCGCGAAGCGCUAUCAGGAGAGGCGUUGAACUCGAUAAGAAGUUUGGAGACCACAGCAAAUAAUUAUGAAAAAGCGUGGAGCAUUCUGUGUGCUAGGUAUAAUAAUAAAAAAGUGCGAAUUCAAGCUCAUGUGCGGGCAAUAUUUUGUAAUGGGAUUACGCAAUACCAUAUAUUUUGCUCAUAA
Messenger RNA from Macrosiphum euphorbiae (potato aphid), 672 nucleotides. The record is from the annotation of a GenBank genome assembly. NCBI's taxonomy places the organism in Eukaryota, Metazoa, Arthropoda, Insecta, Hemiptera, Aphididae.